This is a messenger RNA of Serpula lacrymans var. lacrymans S7.9, 420 nucleotides long. RefSeq lists its product as uncharacterized. The transcript has a single exon. Lineage: Eukaryota; Fungi; Basidiomycota; Agaricomycetes; Boletales; Serpulaceae. The record is from RefSeq and is a predicted model, not a curated record. The coding region runs from base 1 to 420 and encodes 139 amino acids.
AUGAAUCCAUUCUUUUCAAAAGCCUUCGAUGCUUUCCUAGACAGCGUGCGCUCAUGGUGCACAACCCUCCAGUACCAAUACGCAGCCGAUAUCAUCGUACUCUCAGUACCGCAGUUUGUCACGGGGCUCAAACACGCUACUAUCGCUGCUUUUACUUCUACUCUUACUCCCACUUUGGAUGCGGGCCCCCAAUUUUCCCAGGAUUUUCAAGUUGAAAAUGCCGAUAGCUUCGACGUGAUCAGGAGGUCGAUUGAUGGACUGGAAGAUCAGGACGACGGGUGGAUGAUGACUCUGGCCGACGUCGAUUAUUUCGAGGCAGAGUCGAGAACGAUAAAUUAUACGUUUACCAUGACAGAAGACGCUGGCGUCCUAUCUGAAGUGAUCGACAUUAUUCAAGAACGAUACUUUCUACAACGAUGA